AUGGCCAACGACAAGAAGCGUAAGGGGAAGGAGACAGAGGAUGGUAAGCCCGCCCCUAAGAAGGCUCACACGGCAAAGGCCAAAGCUUCUGGGUAUGAUGCACUUGUCGAGCUAAUCACGUACGCCCGCACUUUUUGUGUCAAUAAACCCGCACCCAACAACGACCACGUCCCCGCUCAAACCAGCACAGUCAAUAGCACGAGCUUGUCGCUGCUCAUCACUCAGCCCGCCGCUCAACCUGGCACGAUCGAUAACCUCGAGCAAGAUGAUUGGUCGUCGCUUCUCACCCAACUUGACCAAGCCGACAUACAACCGAUUGCCUCCACUUCUUCGUUCCCGUCAACACUCGCAUUCCCCGAUGUGAAUUUGCUUGGAUGGGACUUUGGUGGCAUGAGUGCAGGUGGUCAGAUGAUGGGGAUGGGGGACUUCACAGACUGGGACUUCUUGUCAUCGGGAACCUGA
This is a messenger RNA of Stereum hirsutum FP-91666 SS1, 462 nucleotides long. RefSeq lists its product as uncharacterized. The coding region runs from base 1 to 462 and encodes 153 amino acids. Lineage: Eukaryota; Fungi; Basidiomycota; Agaricomycetes; Russulales; Stereaceae. The record is from RefSeq and is a predicted model, not a curated record. The transcript has 2 exons.